GAGAAAUCACAGGAUGGAACUCUUCGAUUUCUUCACAGCAUUACACCGUGAAGCCAAUUUGUUUCUCACCUGGAACUUUGUUUUUUACUAUGGAAGUAUAUUGUUCAUCACCUGGCAGUUGUACAGACUUGUCAUCAAUCCUUUGACACAUCCUAUUUUGAAACAGUUACCUCACAAACCAUUUCGUCCCAUUCUAGGAAAUUUCUACGAAAUAGCCCGAGAAGAAGCAAUAUCUCCAUACGAAAGAUGGAUCAGGGAGUACCAGUCCUCCAUUAUUGCCUACCAUGGUAUGAUGGGAAGUGUUCGGAUCAUGGUGGCUGACCCAGACUUCAUGAAGCACAUUUUAGUCACAAACGUCAGAAACUACCCGAAGCCCAAGUUCUUAUUUGCCCGUCUGCAGGAGGUGAUUGGUAACGGUCUGGUGACUUCCGAAGGUCAGCUACAUGCCUCUCACAGAAAGUUGUGUAAUGGUUCCUUCAAACCUAGCAUCCUGCAGAAUUUCGUCCCUAUUGUGGAGAAGUACUGUCAGCAGUUGUGUGAGAAAUGGAUGGAGCAAGUGGCCGCUGAUCCUGAGGCAGAGUACAUCACGCUGGCGCCCACAGACGGCUUCACGUGCAUGUCAUUAGAUGCUAUUGGAGAAUGUGGGUUUGGUUACAAGUUUAACAGCCUGGUUAGGCCAGAUGCAGGAGAUGUGAUGUCCUUUCAGAGAAUGCUUGGAGUGUUCGGAUUCAGCUGGAAACUUUUAAUUCCAUUCUUCACCAAACUACCUACAAAAGAGAAGCGUCAGUGGGAUCAGGAUUUGGCUGUCGUUGAUUCAUGCGUAACCACGGUAAUUGCUGAAAAGAAGAAAUCCUUGUCAGAGAUCACAGAUGAUGAACACGUUCAUGACCUCUUGACCUCUCUCUUGCUGGCAAAGGAUGAAGAUUCGGGCGAGGGCUUGAGUGAAAAAGAAAUCCGUGAUCAUGUGAUGACAUUCAUGGUGGCUGGGCAUGAGACUACAAGUUCAGGGUUACUAUGGUGUUUGUUGUCCCUGGGAAGACACCCUGAGAUUCAGGACAAACUCCGAGCAGAAGUGUCUGCCAUUGAUGGCCCUCUUACAUGGGACACACUUGAUCGCUUGAAGUAUCUUACUGCGGUUGUCAAGGAGACGCUAAGACUUUAUCCUCCCGUGAGUUUGACUUUCCGUAAGGCCAAGUCUGAUGACCAGUAUAAGGGCAUGUUUAUCCCCAAGGACAUGGUGGUGAAUCUGGCCAUAGGUGCCUUACACAGAAAUCCGAAGCACUGGGAAGAUCCACUAGAGUUCAAACCUGAGCGUUUCCUCAGCGAGUCUGGAAUCAUGCCAUACACAUUCCUGCCAUUCAUUGCAGGCCCCAGAAUGUGUAUAGGCUACAAGUUUGCCCUCAUGGAAAUGAAGGUGACUUUGGCGAUUCUGCUCAGAAAACUGGAAUUUCGUCCAGUGCCGGGAAUUACGUACAAGAAAAAACAACGACUCACAAUGCGGCCGAAUCCAUCAUUGGAGCUGAGAGUGUCUAGAGUUAAGAAUUAAGCUAAAAACGAAGCUGCUGUUUAAAAAUUCUGCUCAUUUAAUGAACUAGUCUUUCAUUGAAAGUAAAUAUAUGAUGAUCCCAUAUUUAUGAUCCCAUGUUUUAUGAUGGACAGAGGCUGUCAGACAUAAAUCUAGUUACUGUAAAUCUUCAACCUUUUCAACAAUUAAGCUAUAAAAGCAUUUUUUGCUGUGGAAUUCAUGGGAUAAAAAUGAUUUGUUUGUGUCAUUAAAGAUGCAAGCUUCAUAAAACCCAUGUAAGCUUCAUAAAACUCAUGCAAGCUUCACAUAAAACCCAUGCAAGUUUCAUAAAACCCAUGCAAGCUUCAUAAAACCCAUGCAAGCUUCACAUAAAACCCAUGUAAGCAUCAUGAAACCCAUGCAAGCGUCAUAUAAAACUGUGCUAAUUAUUUCUCUACACCCGAUAGUUAUUUCAGAAUGUUUCAAAAUAUUGGUUGCAUUGGCGGUUGAAAAGGUUGAAGAACUGGAGUACAGUAUAUACAAAUACGUUUGUCCUUGGUUGUAAUUUUAAUGCCUGAGAUUUUGUUAUAUGCACCUAGUGAGGCAAAGUGUCCGAUAUGUUUUUCUAGUUUUAUCCACCUUUAAACCAGUUAAGCUUCAUUCCCAAGAAGUUGCUUUCACCACUAAUGGAACUCCUUUAUUAUGUGAAUGUUGUGAAAACAAACUUACUUUAGUCUUUUUUAAGGAUCAUUUGUUCACACAUAAAUUCUGCAGGAUAGAAUACGUGUACAAUUUAUUGUUAUUUUAUGCAUACAUAUAUAUAUAUAUAUAUACAUAUAUUUUAAACUGGUAAUUAGUUUCAUGGAAAGAUCCAUCUUUUAAAGCAACUUGAUAAAGAAAAGUGGGUAUUAUUUUGAGAGGUUUGAAGUAUUUAGCAUGUUAAAUAAUUUUUUAUUUGACUGAAUGGGUACUGUUUUUACAUUGAAAUAAAUGUAUGUAUAUGUAUGUAUGCUGUCUGAAGGUAAAUAAGUAUAUAUGGUUGUUUGUGUAUACAUAUAGGUACAUGUAGACAUACUGUAGCUCUUCAAACUUUUUGCAUGUUUGCUAGGCGUUUAUUCAAGCAUAUUUGGAAGGAAUUGGUCAACCCGGCCAAUUUAGUUUUGUCUCAAAAAUCAUAAAUUGCUCUGAAAGCUAAUCUUCCAUAUGCGGGUUGAUGAAUUAGGGUAUGUCUACAUUACAGAUUAGUGUUUCUAACAGUUUUUACUUAAACUUACAGUUCAAGAUACCAGUACAUAAUUACACUGUACAUUUGAAAUCUACACAUGCCUGUGCAUUUAUUAGAGUUUUGUUAAUCAUAUAUGCAAAUUUUUUUUAUCAUUUUAAGUAAAUUAGUUUAUUUAUCUAUACAAGAUAAAACAUAUGUGAUGUUAUUGUUGCACUAGUUUAUAGAGAACUUGGUAAUUAUUUAAAUGUACUAGAAAACCAGAAA
Liolophura sinensis is the source of this 2993-nucleotide messenger RNA. Its product is annotated as taurochenodeoxycholic 6 alpha-hydroxylase-like. NCBI's taxonomy places the organism in Eukaryota, Metazoa, Mollusca, Polyplacophora, Chitonida, Chitonidae. Gene Ontology annotation, molecular function: oxidoreductase activity, acting on paired donors, with incorporation or reduction of molecular oxygen; monooxygenase activity; heme binding. The record is from RefSeq and is a predicted model, not a curated record. The transcript has 11 exons. The coding region runs from base 14 to 1546 and encodes 510 amino acids.